ACCCUAAUUUUGUCUCUUUUCUUUUCUUUUCUGUUUUUACUUCGUCUUCUUCGUGAUCUUCUUGAAUUCCGGAAGCUAUCUGCUGCAAUUUUCAGGCUGGAUGUUCUUGAGCUUUGCUGGAUUUCAUCUUGCGCGCGUCGAGCAGCGUUAAUUUGAGGGUGAUUUUGCGGAUUCUAUGGAUCCAGAUCCGCCUGCUCCGAGGAAGAGGAGAUUCCAGCCGAAACCCCCUCCCGCAAAUCGGAAGCCUACCGUGACCUUAGUUGGUCGUGAUGCUGGGGAUGGUGCCGGCGGAGAAACUCCACAGUCGCUCGAGACUCUAAUGAGGAGAAGAUCAGUACUGGAGAAGAAGUACGCGAAGAAGAAUGCAGCCAAGCCUGAAGAACCCGCCCUCGACAGCACCAAAAGCCCGGAUGUUUCGAUGGCAGAUCCUUCCGGAAGUAAAAAGAAAGAAUACAAGGAGCCUUGGGAUUACAAUGGGAAUUAUCCGGUAACCUUGCCGUGGAGGAUUCCUCCUGCCGGAGAUCCAGAAAUUCUCGACGAAGAGGAAUUCGGCGAACCUAAGGAAUACGACGAAACUGCUAUCCCCGACGCAGUUGAACUCGGUUUGACGGACCAAGAAAAUCAACCAAAGAUGUUCUUCUUCCAAUUUCCUCCCCAACUUCCAAAUUAUAAUUCACCUUCCAGCAAUGAGUCGGGGAAAUCCGAACCCGGAGGGUACAUGGGGAAAAUGCUGGUGCACAAAAGCGGCGCCGUGAAAUUGAAGUUGGGAGACGUUGUGUUCGAUGUUGGUCCCGGUAUGGACCGUUCGUGUGCCGAGAACGUCGUUGCUGUGGACUUCGACGGCGGGGAGAUGUGUGAGGUCGGGGUGCUGGAGAAACACGCCGUCGUUUCGGCCGAUAUCGAUCGAUUGCUGGAGGAAGAAGAAUUGAAAAUGAGGAGAAGAGGAAAGUAGGUAUGUUAUGGCUGGCUUACAUCUUGCACAUAUGUUGGAUAUAUGAUAUCUGGAAAAUUAACCAAGUAACUAAGUAGCAUUCAGUGAUUGAGAUCAUUGUUAAGUAAGUAAGCCUAGUUAUGGGAGAAUUUAACGUUUAGGUUGUAGAAAAGGAACAAGAACUUGAUGUUUUGAUGAAUAUAAGACUGUUUGCUAUAUGACAUGUUGGCUGUCAUU
Molecule: messenger RNA, 1168 nt
Organism: Andrographis paniculata
Lineage: Eukaryota; Viridiplantae; Streptophyta; Magnoliopsida; Lamiales; Acanthaceae
Exons: 9
Coding region: 176-952 (258 amino acids)
Biological process (GO): transcription by RNA polymerase III
Cellular component (GO): RNA polymerase III complex
Molecular function (GO): DNA binding
Source: RefSeq, a predicted model, not a curated record